Molecule: messenger RNA, 732 nt
Organism: Glycine soja
Lineage: Eukaryota; Viridiplantae; Streptophyta; Magnoliopsida; Fabales; Fabaceae
Exons: 2
Coding region: 81-719 (212 amino acids)
Biological process (GO): L-valine catabolic process; thymine catabolic process
Cellular component (GO): mitochondrion
Molecular function (GO): malonate-semialdehyde dehydrogenase (acetylating, [NAD(P)+]) activity; methylmalonate-semialdehyde dehydrogenase (acylating, NAD+) activity
Source: RefSeq, a predicted model, not a curated record
AAUUUUAGUUUUGCUAAUAUGGUGUGCACUAAAAGAUUAUGUAGACUUGUGUAUGAUGUAUAAUUUUUUGAUUUGUUAAGAUGGACGAAGAUCAAUGGACGUAUGACAAUAUAAUGUCUGAAAAAGUUGAUAUGGAUUAUGAAAAUGAACAAGAAUAUAGUGUGAAUGAACCACAUGUUGAUUGUUCGGAUGCUUUUAAUAUUUCUCAGGUCUUUGGUACCCGAGAAGAUGUCUUGCAGUGGGCUCGAUCGGUUGCCCAUGAAAACAGAGUUGCAAUCAUUAUGAGGUCUGAUACACAUACUGGUAGUAGAGGAAGAAGUUCAUUUGUGUUAAUUGGUUGUGAAAGGAGCAGUCAGUAUAAGUGUAGGAAGAAAGAAUUUUUUAGAAGAGACACUGGGAGUAGGAAAUGUGGUUGUCCCUUCAAGCUUAGUGGGAAACCAAUGAUUGGAGGGGAAGGUUGGAUGGUGAAGUUGAUUUGUAGGAUUCACAAUCAUGAAUUGGCCAAGUCCUUAGUUGGACAUCCAUACGUUGGGCAACUGACUAAGGAUGAGAAGAAUAUUAUUGUUGAUAUGACAAAGUCAAUGGUGAAACCAAGAAACAUCCUGCAAACGUUGAAGGAGCAUAAUGCCAACAGUUGCACCACAACAAACAAAUAUACAAUGCAAGAAGUGCAUAUCGUUCUUCCAUUAGAGGAAGUGAUAAUGAAAUGCAACAUCUAAUGAAGCUUUUUGA